CACAAGGAUGGACUUCAGAACCGUCUGUCGUCCUAUGAUCCUGGCCCUCCGGGUGUCCGGGACGUUCUUCAUCUCCGUUAAACGCGAUGGCUACACCUUCUCCUGGUUCUCCGUCGAGACCAUUUACGCGAUCCUCUUCCACGUGGUGACUGACGUGGUCGCCGCUAUCUCGAUCACGCCAAAGAUAAAGGAACUUUUGGAAUCCGGAUUCGACCUUGGGCUCGACAGCUUCUUCACUCUCGCGCUGACGUGGCCGAACUUUGUGCUGCCGAUAAUCGGCUUAUUCUCCAGCAAAUCCGUAACGAGGUACCUGAACGAAUGGAAGAUCGUUGAGGACGAGUUUCGCGCCCUGGCCGGAAAGUCGCUGGUUUUUCCUGAACUGAAAACGGCCAGCCGUCUGCUACCGAUUGUAACGUCGAUCUUGCCGAUCCCCGUUACCGUGAUAGCCAUAAGCAUUGGCCGUCAUUCGAUCAUCCAAGCGAUCACAAACGCAAAACCCUUACUGACGUUCGACUGUGUCGCAACGAUGUGGCAAAUCCAGGCCGAGCUUUUCAGCCUAACGUACCAAAAGUACUGCGAAAAUCUAUCCAAGACGCUGCACUCGACUCAGGGUACCAACGCCUCCGUUAUCGUACGGUACAGGCUUCUUUACCUGAGGAUCACUUCACUGGCGUUGAGCCUGAACAGAUCGAUGAACCUGAUGACCACGAUUGCUUACGUCAUCCUCUACAUCGACAUGAUUAUCGGAGCCUAUUCGGCGAUUGUGGGUCUCUCUAGCAAGGUAGUGACCGCCUCUCUACUCUACCAACUUUUCUUCCCGCUGUUAUACUGCACAAUUAUAAAUCAGGUCUACUGUGAGGCAGGGAGGAGGAUCACGCUGGCCGGAGGCGAAGAGGUCGCCGGAAAGAUAAGCGGCAUGAGGUCACGGUUCUCCUGGGCUGCCCGAACCGAGUUCUUUCGACUAAUGGAUACCGUUUACCUUCUUUCACCGGAGCCCAGACUCGCUGGCUGCGUAAGGUUGGGCAGAGGUCUCACAACCGUCAGUUUAAAGAUUAUGUUCAGCUAUUUGGUUGUCUUGUUUCAAUUCAGAGGCAGCCUUGAAUAGGAUGAAAUC
Molecule: messenger RNA, 1114 nt
Organism: Neodiprion fabricii
Lineage: Eukaryota; Metazoa; Arthropoda; Insecta; Hymenoptera; Diprionidae
Product: gustatory and odorant receptor 21a-like
Exons: 5
Coding region: 8-1105 (365 amino acids)
Source: RefSeq, a predicted model, not a curated record